AUGAUCGCAUCCGCUGUACUCGUCUGGCAGAGGAGUCCUCGCCAGGGCAGCCUGACUACUAGAGCAAUCCUGAUACUGAUGUUCAUUGCUGCGUGUCAGGGGGGACAUGGAAAACUCGGAGUCGUUCGCGUGGCUGCGAAGGGCGAGACCUUCUCUUUCUGCCUCAAGUAUUUCCCUUCGUUCAAGAGGCUACCGGAAGAUAAAUCGGAAGCGGAGCCCCGACAGCUGGUGAACAUGACCGCUCAGAAUGGGUGCCUGCCGCUGCGCAAGAUAAACCUGACCGACAAGGUGGCGCUCAUUCGUGACUUGGGACAGUGCCCACUCGAACCGUCGCCAAGAACUUCCAGAAGGUCAAGACCUACGGACGACGUAGUUUACGAAAGGCAGUCAUCCGAGUCGCUCGACAUUGUUGUCGGUUUCGUCAACAGAAGGAGCUUAUCAAAGUUGAUGAAGCUGAUGACGCCGAAGGAGCCGCUGCCCACUCAACUCUUCACAAAGGAGCCUGAAGUCGACAAAGGGCUUUUCAUUGUUUGGUGUAUCGCUACUUUCAGCGUUGCCAUGGGUGCUUUGUGGGCAGGAAUCAUCAGUAACCAGCUUUACCGUUACCAAGAGUACAAGGCGAGCCGACCUCCACCUACAGCCGAGGACUUUCAGCUCGAGAGUCAGCGGUCAAGUGUCGAAGAAGUGGUAACGAAGCCCGAGGAAAUCGACAUGGAGGACGUUGACGUGCACGUGACACCAAAGUCAAUUGUCAUGUUCGUCGCCUUCAUGUGUGGCACGUUGAUCGUGCUCUAUCUCUUCAUCCAGUAUCUCGUGUACUUGAUCAUUGGCAUGUUUGUGCUCGCCUCGACAGUGGCUCUUGUCGGAGUGCUUGAACCCUUGUUCUAUAUGGUGCCUUGCGGCACGGCAAGGCUGCCGAACUAUGCGUUUCCCUGCUUUUACGGCUCGCUGGAGGUGCGCCAGGUGUUGCUGAUCCUGUUCUCCAUCGGCCUGGCCUUUUCGUGGGUCGUAAUCCGCCACAACUCCAAGUCUUGGCUGCUACAGGACUUCUUGGGAGUCAUCUUCAGCAUCUACAUGAUCAAGACCUUGCGCCUGCCAAACCUUAUGGUUAUCUGCGUUUUGUUGGUCUUGCUUUUCUUUUAUGAUAUCUUCUUCGUAUUUGUCACGCCCUAUCUGGUGCCGAAAGGAGAUAGCAUCAUGGUGGAAGUUGCUCGAGGAAGAGGCACCGAUGAACACAUACCAAUGGUUCUGCGCGUGCCACAUUUGAGCAACGAAGACAUCAGCGCAUGCUUCGGAGAGUACUCCGUUCUCGGAUUUGGAGACAUCCUUAUACCAGGCUUUCUGGUCGCCUACGUGCGCAGUUUUGACUUGAUAGCGACCCAGGGAUGCCUCUACUACGCCACCAGCGUUACAGCCUACGGCGUCGGCCUUGUGGUGACCUUCGUUGGCCUCUACAUCAUGAAGAUGGCCCAGCCCGCCCUGCUGUACCUUGUUCCGGCAACGCUCAUUCCCGUCAUUCUCGUCGCCUGGUAUCGCGGCGAGCUUCGAGAGAUUUGGUACGGAUACAAGCCUGACACGUCACUACCUUCCGAGGAGGAAUUGGAGCCUCCCACAAUGUCGGGCAAGAGGAGAAACUCCAGCGACGAAGAAGAGCGGCAUGCCUCGUCGCGUCCCUCGGCAUUGGCCAUUGAGACGCCUGCAGAGACGUCGGUGGCUCCUUCGCGGUCCGCCAUGUUCCCCGUGCACCACUUCCAGUCUCCAGUGCCGCAUACGCGGGCAUCGCCACAGUACCAACGGCCUCCGCGUUACUUUUGA
Messenger RNA from Rhipicephalus microplus (southern cattle tick), 1815 nucleotides. Its product is annotated as signal peptide peptidase-like 2B. Gene Ontology annotation, cellular component: lumenal side of endoplasmic reticulum membrane; cytoplasmic side of endoplasmic reticulum membrane; lysosomal membrane. Gene Ontology annotation, molecular function: aspartic endopeptidase activity, intramembrane cleaving. Gene Ontology annotation, biological process: membrane protein proteolysis. The record is from RefSeq and is a predicted model, not a curated record. NCBI's taxonomy places the organism in Eukaryota, Metazoa, Arthropoda, Arachnida, Ixodida, Ixodidae.